Molecule: messenger RNA, 828 nt
Organism: Blastocystis hominis
Lineage: Eukaryota; Bigyra; Opalinata; Blastocystidae
Exons: 2
Coding region: 1-828 (275 amino acids)
Molecular function (GO): protein binding
Source: RefSeq, a predicted model, not a curated record
AUGUAUUGCAUGUCGUCCCAUGGAAAACACAUAUGUAUUGCGGUUCAUGAGUUCCAUGAUUGUUGUUUCUCAUAUCUUAUUAUUCAAAGCGUCUUAGCGCAGUUGGGCUUGAUUUUUGUGUAUGCUAAUCGUCUAGGAAUGUUCUUGCAGAAGCGUUUUGAACGACAAUUUGAUUACACUGGAGAUAUUCCUAUCCCAGUCUGUUUCAAUAGUCGUAAGCCAUCAUAUUACGUACACACAAAGCAGUGCAUCCAGGAGUACGAUUUAUUCACUGGAGGCCUGAUUUCGACCAUUCCUUCUGGAGUACCUUCGAAUCGAAGUGUAGUGCAGCUGCUUUCGUCCUUCUCGAAAAAGGGACAGGAAUACGUUGUCGCUUGCCAAGAUAACAUUGCUCUCACUAUUUACGAUAUGACUCGCCACCACUAUGUGGCUACUACUGACGGAGUGGAAGAGUCUUUCUCCGGAGUGUUUGCUGCUACUCACGGAGGAAUCAACCCAUCUGGUUUUGCUUGUGGAUACAACGCUCAAGAAAUGGGAGGUUACUGCCUGACUGGUAUGAUGUCCGAGUACGACCUCUCUCAAUCCAAAAUUAAAUACGAUAUUUACGUUACUGCUGCCGCUUGCUCCUAUCGUGGCUGCACGCUAGCCGUGGGAACGAGCGACAGUCUGGUUCUGCUGUACCAGAUCGGUAAGCGCGGAUUCGGCGAUGUUCCGGAAGAUGAACAGGAGGAAGAGGACUACCGUAGUGAUCGGGUCCGGAUCGUAAUGCAUAGCCGAAGUGACGCUGGAGAAGGUUUUGGAUAUGCGUCGUGGAUUGGAGGCGCGUGA